UCGUGUGUGUGUGUAUCAUACUAGUCACGUGAAUUUUAGUACAUAAUCAUUUCAUCUUUAUUGGUAAACCUUCUUAUGUACUCAAAAGUUGUCAUUCGAUAUGAUCGUGAGAGUAGGGGUCUAACAGGAGGAUAAAUGAGAUGUCAUUUUGACUGGUUCGUCUUGAUGGUCUUGUGACGCAAAUUUUAACAUUCAGUCAACGAGAAAUUCCCAUUUAAAACUUGUUAUACACACGAAAAUGAGUGGGCCAAACCUGAGCAAAUCGAGGAACAGCUACCAGAGUAUUGGCACCACAAGGGAGCCGAUUUGGACGCAAGUGUCGAGUGACCCGUCCGAGAACGCCGGUACAGCAAGUAGUAGUCCACCUAAAUUGAAUCCCGAUAACGUCUCCAAUGUCGCUCAGCAGAAUGGGGAAGUUGGCGGCAACCACUUUGGCAUCAACACCGCAACAGCGGCUCUAUUCAUCGCCGGUGAAAUGGCCGGGAGUGGAGUGCUUGCUCUACCAAGGGCUCUCGUCGACUCAGGAUGGAUCGGGCCAGUUUUGCUUGUGCUCAUGAGUCUGGUCGCUUGCUAUGGUGGCUCGAGGCUUGGCAAAUGUUGGACCAUAUUGGAGGAGAGGUACCCUGAAAUUUAUCCCAAGCACCUUCAGACGCGCAAUCCCUACGCUUGCAUUGCUCACAGGGCUCUUGGAGAUUGGGGAAGUCGAAUUGUGUCGGCCUGCGUCCAAAUCACACUAUUUGGAGCUGGCACAGUCUACCUGAUUUUGGCGGCCGAGCUACUUGAUGACCUACUGAAGGGCCUCAUCCCCAUCGGACCAUGCACCUGGGUGCUGAUCCUUGCAGCCUUCCUACUGCCAGCCAUGUGGCUGGGUUCACCUAAGGAUUUUUGGGGCGUAGCGGUCGGUGCUCUUUUGACCACGGCCUUCUCGUGCCUCUUCAUGUUCACGCAAAUCAUGAUUGACGGCAUGCAGUUCUCUAUCCACCGCAACACCAGGCAGCACACCUUCGCCAACUUCUUCAUGGCCUAUGGAACCAUCGCCUUUUCUUUCGGGGGCGCCUCCACCUUCCCCACCAUACAGAAUGACAUGCUGGACAGAAGCAGAUUUCCUUUCAGCGUGGCCGUUGGAUUUAUUCUAAUAAUGGUUUUAUACCUACCGGUGGCGAUUGGAGGGAUGCUUGUUUAUGGGGAAACUGUCUCCCCAAACAUAGCCCUUACCUUAGGAGACAGCUGGCUGGUGGACGCUGCCAAUCUUCUGAUGGCUUGCCACCUGAUUUUGGCAUUUCUGAUCGUCACGAAUCCAGUUAGCCAGGAGCUGGAACAUAUCAUGAACGUCCCUCACGAAUUUGGACGUCAGAGGCUGUGGUUGCGAUCAAGUUUGAUUCUAGGAAUGGUUCUCAUGGCUGAGAGCAUUCCUCAGUUUGGGAAAAUCUUGUCACUGGUGGGCGGAUCCACCAUAACUCUGCUAACCUUUGUACUUCCGCCGCUGUGCUACAUGAAGCUGUGCGAUCAAAUUGGACCUUGGCCUCAGUUGAGACCGAUUCCUAUCCAUGAACGCGUCUUCAUAUACGAGAUGAUCGGCCUGGGGAUAUUCGGAGGCACAGUCGCCACCUACAACUCCCUCGUCUCGAUUUUCUCUCCAAACUCCUUCUCUCGCCCUUGCUACUUUAACUGGUGGUGAUACUAUUGUAAUUUGUUGUUGGCCUUUUGCGCAAGUCUAAAUUUGAAGUUAAGUUUCACUAUGGUUUUGAUAGCUGCUAGAACGUAUCUUAAAACUGGGAAAUCAAAAUAUGACUGACAGACUGACUGAAUGCCGUUAAAUUUUCGUGCUUUUUUCAAGUUGAGGAUUUGUUGUCUACUGAAUUCAUUUGCGUCCAUGAGUAUAAUUCAGGUGCCUCCAAAUCAAAACUGGUGAUUUAAAACUUAUUCACAGAGCAGCGUUUUUCAAUUUUUUUUCGUGAUGAAAAUUAAAAGAUGGACACGCUUGCUCUUAAUCACCAGUAAGAAUAGAAGCCAUUAUUGCGAGAAUAAUAAUCUAUUAGCAGAUGGCGCCCCUGUCUAGUUGUAUGCUUAGAGCGACGUCAUGUUGAUUAAUCUAUGAAAAAGUUUUAUAAUACUUAUUGGAAUGGGACCAACCGACAGAAAAACAUCAACGCUUUGCCAUGUUCUAAAAUAUUUGUAACGCUUGAAAACAUUUAAAUGCAAAUUUUGUAUAAAUCUAUACAAUGAAGUAUGCUAUAAUUAUAGCUCCAAGAAAAUGUUUCUUUGGAAUUAAUUUUAGAUUUCUCGGAAAGUCAGUGUUUGUCAUCGGAUAGCACACAAGCUUUGCAUCCAAUUUUCCUGAAAAAUUGGAUGAGCUAAUUCGUACAUUUGGCUUUAGCUCUCUAUCCUAAAUUAUUGGGGAAUGCAAUAUCAAAAAGUUAAUAUAUCUAGUUUUUUAACAUCUAUACUCUUAAAUAAAAACUGUUUGGUCAAUCACGUUGAAAUAUUUUGGACAAUUUAAGGAUAAGAAAUCGAAGCAAAAGUGCCUAAAACUUGUUGCGCGCGAUGGUGAAAUAUGUUUACGCCUCUAAACACAAAAAAUCACUUCUGAUGGCAGCUUUUUAUUUUGUUGAUCUUUGAAGUUCUCUUUAUAUUUUAUCUCUUUCAUAAAGAGUGAUUUUGCUACCUGUGACCCAUUACUCCACUGAACGUUUUAAUUUUGCUUGAAAAUCCUAAUCCAAACAUUAGAAUGCUUUUCCCACAAAUCAAAAUUAUUUUUGCGUGUAACAUGCAAGCACAAACUUCUCUGUAUCAGUGAAUGCGCAAAAGGCCAAUCAAGUCGAGUGCCAUCUAUACACAAAUGUAUCCCCGUGUAUGUACUUGUCUUUUUGCUUCUCAUAAGUGAUCUUAACUUGCAAUAAUAUCUUGCUAGUCUCUUUUGUGUUGGUAAAAGAUUUCGCGACCUUUGAAAGGUCACUAAAAAUUAUAUUUUUUGAACCAAAUCUGCAUAAGUGAUUGCUGGUGUCAAAUGUUAUAACAUGGAAUUUCAUCAUUUGAAUCAUCUCACUUCAUUCUUUACGUUAAUAAGAAUUCACACAACGUAAUAAGCUGUACAUUCCAAUACUGAGAUAUUGCAAAAUCAACUUUGACCACUAUUGUGCUCAAAUUUAUUUAUUAAAUCGCUGCAGCAUACCCUGCAUGCCGGACAAAAA
This is a messenger RNA of Cloeon dipterum, 3191 nucleotides long. RefSeq lists its product as uncharacterized. NCBI's taxonomy places the organism in Eukaryota, Metazoa, Arthropoda, Insecta, Ephemeroptera, Baetidae. Gene Ontology annotation, cellular component: membrane. The transcript is spliced from 8 exons. Gene Ontology annotation, biological process: amino acid transmembrane transport. Gene Ontology annotation, molecular function: amino acid transmembrane transporter activity. Bases 239 to 1678 code for a protein of 479 amino acids. The record is from RefSeq and is a predicted model, not a curated record.